CCCACAUUUCUUCUCUCCAUCUUCUCGGUUUCGAUCUCCGGCACCGUUUAAUUUCAUCAGUUUCCUGGUUUCGCCGCUCUGAAACCCUCUCCUGAAUCUCUGGGUUUCUAGGGUUUCUGAGUUACUGCAACUGAGGAACGAUGUACAUUAAGGAGGUAUGUUUGGAGGGGUUCAAAUCUUACGCGACGAGGACUGUGGUCCCUGGUUUCGAUCCGUUUUUCAACGCGAUAACGGGUCUAAAUGGUUCUGGCAAAUCCAACAUACUGGACUCCAUUUGCUUCGUUUUGGGAAUUACCAAUUUGCAGCAGGUUCGUGCUUCGAAUCUUCAGGAGCUCGUGUACAAGCAAGGUCAAGCUGGAAUUACCAAGGCUACUGUCUCCAUUGUCUUUGAUAAUUCAGAUAGAAGCCGGAGCCCUCUAGGCUAUGAGGACCAUUCAGAGAUUACUGUGACUCGACAGAUUGUGGUUGGUGGAAGGAACAAAUAUCUGAUAAAUGGAAAACUAGCGCAGCCGAGUCAAGUACAGAACCUUUUUCAUUCAGUUCAGCUGAAUGUUAAUAACCCACAUUUUCUUAUAAUGCAAGGUCGCAUCACCAAGGUUCUAAACAUGAAACCCCCAGAAAUCUUGUCAAUGCUUGAAGAGGCUGCUGGGACGAGAAUGUAUGAGACUAAGAAAGACUCUGCUCUAAAAACACUUGAGAAAAAGCAGAGCAAGGUGGAUGAGAUUAACAAGCUUCUUGACCAAGAAAUACUGCCUGCUUUGGAAAAGUUAAGAAAAGAAAGAUUGCAGUACAUGCAAUGGGCCAACGGGAAUGCUGAGUUGGACCGACUUAAAAGGUUUUGUAUUGCUUAUGAAUACGUUCAAGCGGAGAGGAUUAGAGACAACGCAGUUGGUGAGGUGGAUCAAUUCAAGGCAAAGAUUACUGAAAUUGAUAAUGACACAGAAAAGACAAGAGCAGAUAUUCAGGAAAUGGAGGUAAAAGUUUCAAAGUUGACCGCUGAAAAGGAAGCCCAUAUGGGUGAUGAAGUAAACACUUUGUCCAAAAAUGUAGAUGCACUGUCUCAGGAUCUUGUUCGAGAAGUAUCAGCGCUCAAUAACAAGGAGGAUAAUCUCCAGGGUGAGAAAGAGAAUGCUGAAAAGAUGAUUCGCAAUAUUGAAGACCUGAAGCAGUCCAUAGAAGAGAGGGCCUGUGCAGUGAAAAAGUCUGAAGAAGGGGCAGCUGAUCUAAAAAAGAGAGUUGAGGAUCUUUCUAAGGAUUUGGAAAAACAUGAAAAGGACUACCAGGGUGUCCUAGCUGGAAAGAGCAGUGGGAAUGAGGAGAAGUGCCUUGAGGAUCAACUAGUGGAUGCUAAAGUUGCUGUUGGGUGUGCUGAAACAGAAUUGAAGCAGCUGCAGACAAAAAUUAGCCAUUGUGAAAAGGAGCUUGGAGAGAAAACUGAUCAGUUAAAGUCAAAACAUGAAGAAGCUGUUUCUGUGGAGCGUGAGCUCAAAGCUAGAAGAAAAGAUGUGGAAAAUGUUAAAACGGAAUUGGAAUCUCUUCCAUAUAAAGAUGGUCAGAUGGAAGCAUUUCAAAAGGAUCGUGCAUCUGAGUUGGAGUUGGUCCAGAAGUUGAAAGAUGAAAUUCGGAAUCUUUCAGCCCAAUUGGCAAAUGUUCAGUUCAACUAUCGUGAUCCUGUGAAAAAUUUUGAUAAGUCAAAGGUGAAGGGUGUGGUUGCAAAACUAAUAAAAGUGAAGGAUAGCUCCACAAUGACAGCGUUAGAGGUUACUGCUGGUGGAAAGUUAUUUAAUGUUGUUGUAGACACUGAAAAUACGGGAAAACAACUGCUUCAGAAUGGUGGUCUUCAAAGAAGAGUAACAAUCAUACCUUUGAACAAAAUCCAACCCAAUACUGUUUCCCAUAGGGUUCAACAGGCUGCUAUUAGAUUGGUUGGCAAGGAGAAUGCACAAUUGGCUCUUUCUUUGGUUGGUUAUAGUGAGGAAUUGAAAAGCGCUAUGGAGUAUGUAUUUGGUUCAACCUUUGUUUGUAAAAACAUUGAUGCUGCAAAGGAGGUCGCUUUUCAUCGGGAAAUCCAUACUCCAAGUGUCACCCUUGAAGGUGAUAUAUUUCAACCAAGUGGUCUUUUGACUGGUGGAAGCCGCAAGGGUGGGGGUGAUUUGUUAAGGCAACUUCAUAAAUUGGCUGAGGCUGAAUUAAACCUUUCAGUGCAUCAGAAAAGGUUAUCUGACAUUGAAGCAAAGAUGGCAGAGCUGCUGCCUGUUCAGAAGAGGUUUCUGGAACUUAAAGCACAGUUAGAACUAAAAAUGUAUGACCUUUCGUUAUUUCAAGGCAGGGCUGAGCAAAACGAGCAUCAUAAGCUGGCUGAAAUGGUAAAGAGGUAUCAGCAAGAGCUUGAAGAAGCAAAAUUAGAAAUUAUAGAAAAGCAACACUUUUAUGAGAAGUGUGUCAGUGCAGUUUCAACCCUUGAGAAAUCUAUCAGGGAUCAUGAUAAUAAUAGAGAGGGCAGGCUUAAAGAUUUGGAGGGGAAAAUUAAAGGUAUAAAAGCUCAAAUGCAAUCAGCUUCCAAAGAUCUCAAGGGGCAUGAAAGUGAAAAAGAGAGGCUUGUCAUGGAAAUGGAAGCAGUUGUAAAGGAACAUGCAUCUUUGGAAAGCCAGUUGGGUUCUUUGAGAUCCCAAAUUGACAGUCUUAAUUUGGAAGUGGAAGAACAAAGGGUCAAGGUUAAUUCCAAGAAGAAAUAUCAUGAGCAGGCUGAAUCAGAACUCAAUACUAUCCGCUUAAAGAUGAAGGAAUGUGAUUCUGAAAUUAGUAGCAUUCUUAAGGAACAGCAAAAACUUCAGCAUAGGCUUAGUGAGACCAAGCUUGAGAAGAAGAAGUUGGAAAAUGAGGUCAGACGAAUGGAGAUGGAGCAGAAAGAUUGCUCUACUAGGGUUGAAAAACUAAUUGAGAAGCAUGCCUGGAUUGCAUCUGAGAAGCAGCUUUUUGGCAGAAGUGGGACGGAUUAUGAUUUUGCAUCUCGUGAUCCUUUAAAAGCAAGGGAAGAACUAGAGAAACUGCAAGCUGAACAAUCGAGCCUUGAGAAAAGGGUGAACAAGAAAGUUAUGGCAAUGUUUGAGAAAGCAGAAGAUGAGUAUAAUGAUUUGAUGUCCAAGAAAAACAUUAUUGAGAAUGACAAGACUAAAAUUAAGAAGGUGAUUGAAGAACUAGACGAGAAGAAGAAGGAAACACUAAAAGUUACUUGGACUAAAGUUAACAGUGAUUUUGGGUCCAUCUUUUCUACCUUAUUGCCGGGCACCAUGGCAAAGCUAGAACCCCCAGAAGGUUGCAGUUUUUUAGAUGGUCUUGAGGUCCGAGUUGCAUUUGGAAGUGUUUGGAAACAAUCCUUGUCUGAGCUGAGUGGAGGUCAAAGAUCUUUACUUGCUCUUUCUUUAAUCUUGGCUUUGCUGCUGUUUAAGCCAGCUCCACUUUAUAUCCUGGAUGAGGUGGAUGCAGCUCUUGAUCUAAGUCACACACAAAACAUUGGGAGAAUGAUUAAAGCUCACUUUCCUCACUCUCAGUUUAUUGUUGUUUCACUUAAGGAGGGCAUGUUUAACAAUGCAAAUGUUCUUUUCCGAACAAAAUUCGUGGAUGGUGUUUCCACAGUCCAGAGGACUGUUGCAGCCAAGCAGAGCAAGUGAUUUCUGUCAUGUCCAUACACAAAAGUAGGCCAACAUAACUAAAGUCUAAAAGUUGCAGCGACGAAGAGUUUCCCAUUUUCCAGAUGGUUGUUACCAGAGUGUUGCCAUUUUCCCAUAUCCCAUUAUCUGUACGUAAUGUGUUGAAAAUUAUGUAGAUUAUGACUUCCCAUGUGCGUUUCUAUAGAAAUCCCUGACCUUGAAUGUAUGUAAUUGGGAAGUUUUAAGUCUUACCUUGGCAUUCGACAUGCUUCUUCAGUACAUUGGGGGUCAAAGUUGAAUUUGUG
Rubroshorea leprosula is the source of this 3955-nucleotide messenger RNA. Lineage: Eukaryota; Viridiplantae; Streptophyta; Magnoliopsida; Malvales; Dipterocarpaceae. The record is from the annotation of a GenBank genome assembly.